This is a messenger RNA of Saprolegnia parasitica CBS 223.65, 2034 nucleotides long. RefSeq lists its product as hypothetical. The coding region runs from base 6 to 1997 and encodes 663 amino acids. Gene Ontology annotation, cellular component: Golgi apparatus. NCBI's taxonomy places the organism in Eukaryota, Oomycota, Saprolegniomycetes, Saprolegniales, Saprolegniaceae. The record is from RefSeq and is a predicted model, not a curated record. Gene Ontology annotation, molecular function: alpha-1,2-mannosyltransferase activity. Gene Ontology annotation, biological process: mannan biosynthetic process. The transcript is spliced from 2 exons.
GCGCCAUGAUGUCGUACCGGCCCCGCGACGACGGCCGCGACAUGGAGCUGCCGCUGCGCAAGACCCGGCGACCGUCCCGCACAGUGGCGCCAGGCCUCGCCUCCUACGGCCGCUUCGUAGCCCUCGGCCUUGGCAUCCUCCUCCUCUGCACCUAUGGCCUCUACUACCAGGUCCAGUACCUCGUCGCCACCCAGUCGCCGGCGCUGCACACGUCGACGCUCGAACAGAUCAAGUACGUUGAGCGAAGCGUGCGCGAGGUCGUCUGGGAAGGCCGCGAAGAGAUCGACGCCGAUGAGUUUGUGACCGCCGACGUGCCCGUGGCCCACCGAGAUGUGCUCUUGGUCCAAGAACCACACACAGUGGACCCGAUCGUCAACUACCAGUGCCGGGGCUGGCGGCAAACGGGCGGCUGCUCGCCGACGGGUCCGCGCGAAGCGGAGAACGACAGGAAAUGCCACGAAGCCAUCAAGGGCGGCAGCUCGGGCUACUGCGAGUUCUUCGACCCGGCGACCAACCGCACGUUACACCUCCUCGAGAGCACGUGCACGACGUUUCGCGGCGACGCGCGCUUCUCAUGCAACAUGGCCAAGGACAUCCUCAUGUUCCACAAGCACGCCGACAACUACCGCCACCCGUACUUGCUCGACGGGCCCAAAGACGCCAUGCGCUACCUCAACCACUCUGAAUACACGGGCCCGAUGCCGCACGACGAUGACGUCGAUGCGUCGACGAUGACGCGCAAGUGGUACGACAAGCACCCGACGGUCCAAAAGGUGUACCCGACCAACGGCAUCGUCAUGGUCGUCUACGAGAAGGCGCUCGUGUCGCUCUACGCAUCAGUGCGGCUACUGCGGACGGUGCACAACUCGACGCUGCCCAUCGAGCUCUGGUACCGGGCCGACGAGCUCUCGGUCGACCACCCGGUGCUCUCCAACCUCCUGAGCAGCUUCCGGGACAUUCGUCUCCGCGAGAUCCGUGACCCGCGCGCCAUUGGCUUCUACGUCAAGCCGUACACGCUCUUCUUCUCCCACUUUGAGAACGUCUUGUUUCUGGACGCGGACAACUUUCCACUGCGCGACCCGGCGUACCUCUUCCAUUUGCCCGAGUUCACGGCCACGGGUGCGAUUUUCUGGCCGGAUUUCUGGCAUCCGCGCAACACGAUCUUCAACCUCCACGACGACUCGAUGGUGUGGCCGAUGCUCAACCUCUCGUACGUCGACAUGAUGGAGCAAGAGUCGGGACAGCUCCUCCUCUCGCGGUCGCGCCACGAGAAGGCGCUGCACAUGCUCAUGUUUUACGCGUUCCACCGCAUGGCGCCGCAGCCGCAGCCGGAUACGUUCCCGACGGAGCCCGUGCCGACAACCGCGGUCGAGGACAGCGACUUCGAAGACUACGAAGACCCAGAAGUGGACCCGUUGCACACGAUCCCCAACAUGAUCCAAGGCCUCAAGCUCGCGUGGGGCGACAAGGAUCUCUUCCGCUUUGCGUGGCUCAAAACCAACGCGACCUUUCACAUGAUUGCGACGCCACCGGGCGCGGUCGGUCUCUGGGGCUGGAUCAAGUACAUGCGCCCCGACGCGACGCCGUUCCAGCGCUUCUGCGGCCAGAGCAUGCUGCAGUACGACACGACGGGCGAGAAGCUGUUUCUGCAUCGGAACACCAUCAAGCUCGGCGUCACGGAAGCGUCGCGGUCGCCGCAGUGGCAGUACAUCCAGACGCUCCGAGAAGGCGUGAGCCUCGCCAACUACACGGUCAACUGCUGGGUUGAGAACACGUACUCGUGCUUUGGCCGCACCGAAGGCACGAACGACCACUUUACGGGCGAGCUGGCCGACAACGCGGUCGUAUCGCUCGAGCAGUCGAUUCUGGCGUUUGCCGAAGCUGGCGCGGCGCUGGUGCCGGCGACACCCGCGCCCUCCAUCGCGUCGCUCGAUGCAUCCGAUGACAACGACAAGAUGAUCCCCGGCAUGCAACACGGCCGGCGCUACCAGGAAUAAAACUGUCCUUGGCGGCGUAGACACUAACUUAGAAACA